AUGGUUAUUGUAUGCUUAUAUGCAAGUUCAGCAAAGGAGUUUGAAACUGAAACAGUCCUGUCCAGUUUCACCUGCAAGGACCCCAUAACCAAGGAACGGGUCUAUGGUCCGCAUAAUCUAGGUAGUUGGGGCAGUGAAUUCAAGCCGGACCAAGAUCUGGAACAGGGGGUCAGAAAGGAGCUCCUCGCCAAGAUCCGGCGCUACUACGAUCGGGUGAACAUCGUCGACGAAGGCUUCUGCUUUGGCCUACUAGAUCCGGUCUCCAACAUCGUCGUUGCCGAAGCAAUCGCCCAAAGCAAGCUGCUGGUGGUGGACGAGGAAGACAAGGCCGAGCUGGCUGAGGACUCACAUGGUCGUCAACGGCCGAUACUACGGUGCAUUUUUGAGCGGUCGCUCGACGGUCUCAUCGCCUUUCUGGUGGCCCUCUUUCCCUACCUCACCUACUACAGGGCCGAGUGGUAUCUCAACAAGGCUAAUUUGGAUCCCCUCGUGGCCGCCGACCUCAUCAUCAAGCACCGAGGGAUGGAACAGACCUUCAGGUUUCUAUCUGACACCACCGUGGCAGCCGUUGGAAUGGCGCUAAGAUGUGUUGCAGCUGCCGCCCAGCACCCCAACCCGCGGAAGUUCGCUCUAGGGUGGAAGCUACUGUCCCCUUUUCUCUGCAAGAUCAACACCCUGCUUUCACCACCCUACGCAGCCCAAGACCCCGGUCUGCUCAUCGACAUCCAGGAACUACUUCAGCAACCUGAACCACCUGCUCUUUUCGUCCUGGAGGAAGCCUGGAGGCUUGCCUCUAAACGCACUGGCAGCAACCUGAACCAUCCGGAGAUGCAAGUGCCGCUGCUGCCGACUCUGAGGCAUUUGCUUCUCACCACCAUCCAUGGAUACUACCUGGAGGCUCUUGCCUGUCUGCCCAAGGACAAGCUGCGGGGCUCGCACCAGUACCACUACAGCUUGCUCCAUGCCGGCCACUGCUACGGACCGCUGGACCCUGUCUCCAACAUCAUCGUUAAUACCCUCUGGUAUGCCCAAGCCUACCCUCUAAAGCUGGAGAAAAAGAUCGACAUCGAGGUCAUCAGCACCAAAGCCCUGCUGCGAAUCGCACUCCGAUCCCUGUAUGGCCUCAUCUCCUUCCUUUGCACCCGCCACCCCACCCUCACGCUGGGUGAAGCCAUGCAAAAACUGCAGCUGGCUGGGGCCUAUCUCCAAAAGGCCGAUGAUCCAAGCCAUCACGAUGGUGGUGUCGAACAAGAAGCCUACAUGGCUGCUGCCAAAGCCGCACACCACCCCAAACCUCUUGAACAGGCCCACUUCCUCGGACCAUCUAAUUCCAUGCUCAAAGGCUGCUUGGAACUCCUCAACCAAAACGAAGAUGCCAAGGUCCGCACAUUAAUUCUGGGCCACUUCCAAACUGCGUUUUCAUUUUCGGCCGAAAAAAAUAAAUUUCGGCCGAAUUUCGGCCAUCUCGCUAGGGCCCGAUAUAUGGGCCUAUCGGCCGAAUAA
Triticum dicoccoides is the source of this 1503-nucleotide messenger RNA. RefSeq lists its product as uncharacterized. The transcript has 3 exons. NCBI's taxonomy places the organism in Eukaryota, Viridiplantae, Streptophyta, Magnoliopsida, Poales, Poaceae. The coding region runs from base 1 to 1503 and encodes 500 amino acids. The record is from RefSeq and is a predicted model, not a curated record.